This is a messenger RNA of Polypterus senegalus (gray bichir), 3758 nucleotides long. RefSeq names its product nucleoporin 58 (gene nup58). The record is from RefSeq and is a predicted model, not a curated record. Gene Ontology annotation, cellular component: nuclear pore. Gene Ontology annotation, biological process: nucleocytoplasmic transport. The transcript is spliced from 15 exons. NCBI's taxonomy places the organism in Eukaryota, Metazoa, Chordata, Cladistia, Polypteriformes, Polypteridae. Gene Ontology annotation, molecular function: structural constituent of nuclear pore. Bases 322 to 2049 code for a protein of 575 amino acids.
UCUUAAGUCCCGUCAUGCGUUUCGUUUCCGUUUAUCAGUGGGCGCGUUUAUGCGCCAAUCUAGAAAGUCAAUAGUUUUGGAUUAUUACUGUUUAAUUAAAACGUGCUUUUUAAAAUGAAAAGACGGUAGAAUGUUUGUCGUGAAUGUUCCCAUUCAACUGCUGUAUUUUUCAGUCAUUGUUUACGUUUUGUCAGUCUGUCCCGCUCAAAACUGAAGGCCUCCACGUUUUCUUGUGAAUCCUUACGGGGAGGGGAGCAUAGCGAACUUUAUUAACUGUUUAUUUUAUCAAGGAGGCCCGAACAGUCCACUGCCGUCGGAACGAUGGCGGGCUUUAAUUUUGGAAGCGGAGCUCUCGGUUCUACUGCCGCAGGAGAAGGAUUUACAUUUGGGGCCUCGACCAGUGCCCCUGCAGCUACAGGAGGUUUUAGCUUUGGAGGUCUUACUUCAAAUACUACUACAACUACUUCUUCUUUGGGACUGGGAAACAGCCUGUUUGCUCAGAAACCUACUACAGGAUUCUCUUUUGGAGGAAGCAAUACAGGAACUGCUUCAACCAGUACUACAAGUACUGGCUUAAGUUUAGGAUUUAACAAACCAGCUGCAUCAGCAACCCCAUUUAGUUUGCCAGUUUCUUCAUCUUCUGGUGGAGGUCUUUCUCUUGUUUCAACGCUGACAUCUUCUGCACCUUCAGCAGCUACAUCAGGGUUUUCAUUUAACCUAGGGGGCACACCUACCACAUCUUCAGCACCAUCUGCUGUACUGUCUUUGGGAUCUACAGGUUUAGGCAGUAGUCUUUUUGCAGCCCCUUUUGCUUCAGGACAGGGACAAAAUACUCUUGGAUUAGGCCUAUCUUCUAUAGGUACUACAACUGCCUCUUCAGUCAGUGAAGGACUUGGUGGAGUUGAUUUUAGCAGUUCAUCAGAUAAAAAAACUGACAAAUCCUCUGGAACACGUCCCGAGGAUAGUAAAGCACUAAAGGAUGAAAACCUACCAACUCUAAUCUGUCAAGAUGUGGAUAAUUUUCAGAAAUUUGUUAAAGAACAGAAGCAGGUUCAAGAAGAAAUAAGCCGUAUGUCUUCUAAAGCGAUGCAGAAAGUUCAGGAAGAUAUCAAAAGUCUAAAACAGAUCUUGUCUGUAGCAGCUAGUGGCAUUCAGAGAAACAGCUUGUCCAUCGAUAAGUUAAAAAUUGAAACUGCACAGGAGUUAAAGAAUGCUGAUAUUGCACUUCGAACGCAAAAAACGCCCCCAGGUCUUCAACAUGAAAAUACAACCCCAUCAGACUAUUUUAGAGCACUUGUAGAACAAUUUGAGGUACAGUUGCAACAGUAUCGACAGCAGAUAGAAGAACUUGAAAAUCACCUUACCACUCAAGCCAACAGCUCUCAUAUAACACCUCAAGAUCUAUCUUUGGCAAUGCAGAAGCUUUAUGAGACAUUCGUUGCUUUAGCAGCUCAACUUCAUGCAGUGCAUGAAAAUGUAAAGAUUUUAAAACAUCAAUAUCUUGGCUACAGAAAAGCUUUUUUGGAAGAUACUACUGAUGUAUUUGAAUCGAAAAGGGCAACCAAUAAGAAAUGGUCAGGAUCUCCUCGGGUCACUACUGGACCAGCUCCUUUCAGCAGUAUUCCCAAUGCAGCAGCUGUUGCCAUGGCUGCAACUCUAACACAGCAGCAGCAGCCUGCUACAGGGCCUCAGCCAGCACUGGGAGUUAGUUUUGGUGCACCAUUCGGCUCCGGUAUUGGCACUGGGCUGCAAUCAAGCGGCUUAGGCUCUUCAAGCUUUGGAGCAUUUGGCAGUGGCCCGGGUUUUGGAGGUGGUUCUACAGGAAGUUCCACAUUUGGAUUUGGUUCUGCAAACAAACCCUCAGGGAGUCUAAGUGCAGGAUUUGGCAGCUCAAGUACUUCCGGAUUUAACUUCAGCAGCCCUGGCAUAACAGCAUCGGCGGGUCUAACCUUUGGUGUGUCCAAUCCUUCUUCUACUAGCUUCAGUACAGGUGGACAAAUGCUUCAGUUGAAAAAACCUCCAGCUGGAAACAAGAGGGGCAAAAGAUAGACUUUAAAAUAAAAGGGAGUAGACUUAAUAUAGUGUUUCUAGUGCUCAUUUCUGUAUUGUUAGCUUCUAAGAUAUCUAUUUUUUUAUGUGUCUGUGUAUAUAUGUAUAGAAUUGGAGAUAAACAAGACCACACUGUGUGGAUUCAUUUUUGAUGUUUUCCUAAUUCGUGUUUGGUUUGAAGCCAAGGUUUUCUAUUUGGGAGAGGGUCAAAAACAUCUUUCUACAAAUUAAUGUUUUCAGAGUUUUUUUAUUAUUAUCAAACAACUUUGUUUUAACCAAAUAACUGGUAAAUAUGUGUCUUUACAGAAAAUGUGUUGAUGCCCAAAGUUUGCUACAAGUACAGGUCUCAUCUUUAGGAGUAAAGACAUUUGGCUUGUAAUGAAGCAAUUGUAAAUGUCACAUGUAAUAAACCAAUCAAUGAAACAGUUUUACCAAAGUGAAAAAAAUCACAUACUUUGAAUAGUUGAAUGUCAAACUUUUUUUUUUUUCUUGCAUUACUUGGUAUAGAUUCAACUAAAAAUAUACUUCUUGCAAACUGUGCAUUAAGGAUGUGUAAUGUAAGUAAGAGGAAACUCUUAUGCAGUGAUGCUUAAAUAUUUGAUUUUUUUUUUUAUCCCAGCGUAUAAAAAUUAACCAUUAAACUCUCUUAUUUACAGCAUAAGCUUUACCACAUAUAUGGUAUUUUCAUGGGCAGGUUGCAUAACACAAGUUAGUAUGCAUAUUUCUGAUUUGCUUGCAGAUAUAGUGCAAGUACUGAAAUCAUCACAAAAAACAUGCAGAUGCCGGAGUAUGUUUGUUCAUUUUGUCCUAGUUCAUGUUUUUUUUGUAAAUUUUAUUUUGCAUAAAAACUCAGCAUGCCACGUACUAUAGAAACAAUUCUUUUUAGAAGAGCAAUGAAAGUAAGUGAUGCUGGAAAAAGUAAUAUGUUCUUUGAGUUACAAAGACUGCAAAUAUAUGCACAUAUGAGUAUGUGAUCAUGUUCUGCUUAAAGUUUUAGUAAACAAAUGUAAUGCUUUUUAAUGCAUGGACAUGUAUAACAGUAUUUUGCUUCUCGGAUAUGGAAAGUAGGCUUUGAUUUUAUUCCAUUUUUCUAUGGUUUUCCAUCAAGCAACUUCCUAAAUGAAUUUCUUGACCCACUGAAUCAGUAUAUUUAGAAGACAUGAUCUUGGUUAUAAUUUUUAAUGGUAUAAAUACUACUUGUUUAAUGUUAGAUUGUGCAUAAUAUUACAAGGUCAUUUUGACUGUAUGUGUUGCGAAAACAAUGGGGGUUCAAUCAUAGUAGCUUUCUUAACUGUGGACCUUUUUACAAAAGUAAAUAUUGUUUAUUUCCUAAACGAAAUUUUGAAUUUUUGUGUUUUGUGUUUCUUUUUUUUUCCCCCUUUCUCUUCCCUUCCCCUCACUUGCUGGGCUAAUCAGACACACUUGUUUUGGUAUUCUUGUGAGAAUUAGCUGCUGUUAUGUUUUUAUUAUACAAUAGUAGUUGUUUCAUUUUUCUUCCUCCUAAUUUGUGAAUGUGUUUGUUAAAUUGCCAAUUGAUGCAGUUCUUGUUUUCAUCAGGUGGGGCAUCUUUUCUUUUUGUUACACAAAUUGAACACAGUUUGCUAUACUUGUAUCAAUAUGUAUGUUGAAAAACUGUAUUUUCUCAGUUAGACAUAACAGAUUUAAUAAAAAAAAAAAAAAAUACGCAAUACAAUGUAGAGUGCCUGUGA